CCCUACCAACUUCUCACAUCUUAUCCAAAACACACACACACACACACUAAACUCUAAUUUUAAGUUAAAAUGAAGAAGCCAUUAGUUCAUGAAAACCCACGUAAAAAUAGAGUAAUCAAAGAACUGGUUGACGGAAAAAGAUUUGCAACCCAACUUCAAACUUUACUUCAACAGCCUAUUGCAGAUCAUGGGCCAGUUUCAGCUGAUGAGCUUCUUCUCAAAAUUUGGAGAUCUUUUAGUGAAGCUAUCACUGAGUUAAAUACUUGGGGUUUAGCAUUCCAGAUCGAGGAGGUUGAUCAAGCUGAUUCCGGAGAUCGGAAGUCCAAAGAUUCUACUUCUGAAUUGAAGAAGAAGAAGGACAAGCAAGGAGGGAAAGACCGUAGAGGUUGCUACAAGAGAAGGAAAACCUCAGGUUCAUGGAUGAGAGAAUCUGCAACAGUGGAAGAUGGUUGUGCAUGGAGAAAAUAUGGGCAGAAGAAUAUACUCAAUUCUAAAUAUCCAAGGUGCUACUUUAGGUGCACCCACAAGUACGAUCAAGAUUGCAGGGCCACAAAACAAGUUCAAAUAAUCCAAGAAAAUCCAAUCAUUUACCACACCACAUACUUUGGCCAACACGCUUGCAACUCACUAAAGAUUACAAAGCAUGAGAUGAUGAUAAUUUCACAAUCCAAUCAUAAUCCAAUGGUGGAAAUGGAAUCUCCUCCUUUUGAAAUAAAACCAAAAUUGCCUAACAGUGAUGCUAUUCAUGAUUCAACAGUGAAAGAAGAAGAUCAAGAAUCCAAUAAGGUACAAAGGGAUGAUGUUUCUAAUGAUGUAUCAUCAACCAUGGAUUCCAACCUAUGGCAGAAUUUUGCGCAUGAUUCUAUAAUGGCUGAUCAUUCUUCUUAUUUUGAACGAAUUAUUUCUAGUGAUAUGGAGGAUUUUGAUAAAUUUAGUGACUUUCACUUUGAUGAGGCCAUAGAGUUUUCUUGAUUGUUAAUCCUUAUGACUAACAUUGUAAAAAUAAUAAUUCUGCACUAUUUGUUAGUAUUUCCAAAUGGAAAUGUACGUAGUAGCUUCUCCUAAGUCCUAAGUGUACUUUUGCCUUGCUUAUCUUUUACUAAGUUUUACUUUGAAAUGCA
This is a messenger RNA of Nicotiana tabacum (common tobacco), 1121 nucleotides long. The record is from RefSeq and is a predicted model, not a curated record. NCBI's taxonomy places the organism in Eukaryota, Viridiplantae, Streptophyta, Magnoliopsida, Solanales, Solanaceae.